AUGUCUACAAAACAUGGGGAAGCCUCCCAAACAAGGGCGGCCAGAGUGGAGGUGGGCUCAGAGAUCACGGCUGUGAGAAGUAACAGGGUGGUGCUGGAUAAUACCAUCUGCCUGGCUGAAAUCAUCAUCUGCAACGGCAAGAUAGCCGACAUUCUGCCCAAGAGGAGCCAGGCUCUUGCCAGCGGAGAGAAGGUGCUGGACGUCGACGAUCUGGUAGUGAUGCCCGGGAUCAUAGACCCUCAUGUCCACACAUGUGAGCCAGGGCACACGGCCUCAGAGGGUUACUCUUCUGCAACCAAGGCUGCUGCUGCAGGAGGCAUCACAACCCUGGUGGCUGUGCCACUCUGUCUUCCCCCAGCCACAGCUCUGGCAAACUUUGACGACAAGCUGCAGUCUGCUGAAGGGCAGUGCCAUGUGGAUGUAGCCUUCUGGGGUGGAAUCGUCCCUGGAAAUCAGAAUGAGCCGCUGUCCAUGCUGCAGACUGGAUUCCCAGGCUUUAAGUGCUCCCUGAUUGCAAGUGGAGUGGAGGAAUUCCCCCAUGUCAGCCUCCAAGAUCUGCACAUGGCAAUGAAUGAACUGCAAGGCACAGACUAUGCCCUACUGUUCCACGCAGAGCAAGAGCUGGGCCAGUGGAAGCUGGCACUAGAGGAUCCCACAGAGUACAGGGCACUCCUGGACUCCCGCUGCGAUGCAAUGGAAGUGGAGGCCGUCCAGACCAUUGCUGAUCUCUGCCUCCAGUACAAGCACCCCCUCCAGCCCAGAUGCAGCAUUGCCUGGGAUGUUGCCUCUCAUACCCCUCUGGUUGCCACUUUCUGUGCUGUGGGGACCACGCCCAGCCGUACUCUAACCCAGACUGCCAUGCUGGGUCUCUGGUGGCUCGGCCCUCUGGCCAAGUCACGUGCUGGUUCAGUCCCCUUCCAGCCCUGCCACAUCCUCCACCUCUCUCUGCCCAUCAACAGAGAAGUUCGCCAGAAAGGGGCGCCACUCACUACAGAGACUGCCCACCACUACCUCACCCUGACGUCUGAACGCAUUCCACCCGGGGGCAUCUACUACAAGUGCUGUCCUCCUAUCAGAGCCAAAACCAAUCAGGAUCAGCUGUGGAGUGCUCUGCAAGAGGGGCUGAUUGAUAUGGUGGUGUCAGCCCAUAACCCCGGCUCACUAGACCUCAAACUCUUGGAUGACAGAGACUUUUUCAAGGCCCAGGGAAGCAUUGUCUCACUACAGUUUGGUAAGAAGGGUGGACUGCCUCUGUUCUGGACCUCAGCAAAAUCCAAGGGAUUCUCCCUUCAUGAUGUGGUGCAACUGAUGUGCAAAAAUCCUGCCAGCUUGAGCCGACUGGAUGAUGGCAAGGGGGCGCUGUGCCCUGGGAUGGAUGCUGACUUGGUGAUCUGGGAUCCAGACAAGGAAUUUGAGGUGAAGAAAAACAUGAUUCAACAUAAAAACCAACUGACCCCGUACCUUGGCUUCCAGCUUUGUGGAGAAGUUCUUGCAACUAUCGUGCAUGGCAGGUUGGUUUAUCUGAAAGGGAAGUUCUCACCCAAGCUGAAAGGAGUCCUGCUUGUAACUCAGAGAAAGAUGUCCACAAGAGUCUCCUCCUCACCCUACUACUGA
Molecule: messenger RNA, 1614 nt
Organism: Dermochelys coriacea (leatherback sea turtle)
Lineage: Eukaryota; Metazoa; Chordata; Testudines; Dermochelyidae
Product: allantoinase, mitochondrial-like
Biological process (GO): purine nucleobase catabolic process
Cellular component (GO): cytoplasm
Molecular function (GO): allantoinase activity
Source: RefSeq, a predicted model, not a curated record